Molecule: messenger RNA, 971 nt
Organism: Ceratitis capitata (Mediterranean fruit fly)
Lineage: Eukaryota; Metazoa; Arthropoda; Insecta; Diptera; Tephritidae
Product: frequenin-1
Exons: 7
Coding region: 105-668 (187 amino acids)
Molecular function (GO): calcium sensitive guanylate cyclase activator activity; calcium ion binding
Source: RefSeq, a predicted model, not a curated record
CAGUAAUUUCCAAAUCCUAAAAAUUAAUUGAAAUUUCAAAUAUAUUCAUCUAUCUCGUGUUGUGAAGUUGUACCGUUAAUUGAAACAACGCCACCGCAGCCGCCAUGGGUAAAAAGAGUUCGAAAUUGAAACAAGAUACCAUCGAUCGUCUGACGACAGACACAUAUUUUACAGAAAAAGAAAUCCGACAAUGGCACAAAGGAUUUCUGAAAGACUGUCCAAAUGGUUUACUCACAGAGCAAGGUUUUAUAAAAAUCUACAAGCAGUUCUUCCCACAAGGCGAUCCCAGUAAAUUUGCUUCGCUGGUGUUUCGAGUAUUCGACGAGAAUAAUGAUGGCUCAAUAGAAUUUGAGGAAUUCAUACGCGCCCUAUCUGUGACAUCGAAGGGGAACUUGGAUGAAAAAUUACAAUGGGCUUUCCGGUUAUACGAUGUCGACAAUGAUGGUUACAUAACACGUGAGGAAAUGUACAAUAUUGUGGAUGCCAUAUACCAGAUGGUGGGCCAACAACCGCAAUCGGAGGAUGAGAAUACGCCGCAGAAACGUGUCGAUAAAAUCUUCGAUCAAAUGGAUAAAAAUCAUGAUGGUAAAUUGACAUUAGAAGAAUUUCGUGAGGGUAGUAAAGCUGAUCCACGUAUAGUUCAGGCGUUAAGUUUAGGUGGUGGUUAAGACAGUUGAAAAAUGAGAGGAAACGGACGACUUCAUACAUACAUACACAAAAACACCCAAAACACGGACAGUACAUUUAAGCAAAUAAUAUUCAUUUGUAAAACAAAAGAAAUGUGGCGUAAAUUUUUAUGGCAGCGCAGCCAGCUGAGGGAGGUUUAUAAAGUAAAAUGAAAAUAAAAUAGAAAUAGAAAAUUUUUCAUAAUUGUCUAAUUACAAAUGUUUGCUAAACAAUAUACAGAAAUAAGCAAGUGGGUUUUAUAAUACAAUAUUUAAAAAUGAGGAUAAAAUGAAAAAUAGCUACAA